This is a messenger RNA of Pungitius pungitius (ninespine stickleback), 784 nucleotides long. It is a transcript of the gene pcbd1, whose product is annotated as pterin-4 alpha-carbinolamine dehydratase/dimerization cofactor of hepatocyte nuclear factor 1 alpha. The record is from RefSeq and is a predicted model, not a curated record. Lineage: Eukaryota; Metazoa; Chordata; Actinopteri; Perciformes; Gasterosteidae. Bases 144 to 452 code for a protein of 102 amino acids. Gene Ontology annotation, biological process: tetrahydrobiopterin biosynthetic process. The transcript has 4 exons. Gene Ontology annotation, molecular function: 4-alpha-hydroxytetrahydrobiopterin dehydratase activity.
CAGGCUUCUGCAGGGGCAGCUGAUCAGGACCCACGGCUUGUGUGGCUGAAAGGGUUUUUUUCCAGGCGCUCUCGCUGGCUGCCAGAACAGGUUUGUGCUGCAGGAAGCCGAACCUCCUCCUUGCAUGAAAACACUCUGCAAACAUGGCUGGGAAAAUUCAGAGUCUGACUGAAGAGGAGAGAACCCACCUACUCCCCCUGCUACGCAACGCUCAGUGGGUGGAGGUUGUGGGACGGGACGCCAUUUACAAAGAGUUUAUUUUCAAAGACUUCAAUCAGGCUUUUGGUUUCAUGUCCAGAGUGGCUUUGCAGGCAGAGAAGAUGGACCAUCACCCUGAGUGGUUCAAUGUUUAUAAUAAGGUCCAGAUCACUCUGAGCACACAUGACUGUGGGGGGCUGUCCCAGCGGGACAUCACUUUGGCCACCUUCAUUGACCAGGCAUCCCUGAUGUGAGCGACCCUUCAUCAGCUCCUCGCCCUUCAUUCAUCUGAGGAAUCUGUAACCAUGUGACCUGCCAAUCCAAAGAUGCCUUACUUAAAUGUACCUCUGGGUACUGCAAAGGGUCCAAUGUGUGUAUUAAAGAAUUGUUAGUUCUACGUGUGAUGAAUAGAUUAUGAACCAAUGGUAGAAUGAUGUUUACACUUAAAAGACUUCAAGUAAAUCCUAAGCAAACAUUGAAUUAUUACAGAUAGCAUUCAAUGUACAUGUGUUCCUCUCACUUGGGUUUUAUGGGCCAUGUUUUAGUGCAUUUUUUCUGUCACUCUCCUUGUUAUGAAUAAAAAAAC